Dama dama (fallow deer) is the source of this 1161-nucleotide messenger RNA. RefSeq names its product protein phosphatase 1 regulatory inhibitor subunit 14D (gene PPP1R14D). The transcript is spliced from 7 exons. Gene Ontology annotation, cellular component: cytoplasm. NCBI's taxonomy places the organism in Eukaryota, Metazoa, Chordata, Mammalia, Artiodactyla, Cervidae. Gene Ontology annotation, molecular function: protein serine/threonine phosphatase inhibitor activity. Gene Ontology annotation, biological process: regulation of phosphorylation. The coding region runs from base 508 to 1041 and encodes 177 amino acids. The record is from RefSeq and is a predicted model, not a curated record.
ACACUUCGGUGACCCCGCAGCCGGUCGGACGGCUAAAGAGCUCACGUACCCGGACACACGCACCGGCGCAGAACAAAGGGCCAGACAUGCUCCGAACCCGCUCCGCCUCCUCCUGGCUCUCCUCGGCCCGGGUUACCUGCGCAGGAUCCCUAUGAGCGUAGCUUCUGAAGGCCAGUGGAUCUAGUCCCAGGAAAGCAGCUGCUGAGGUCUCUCUGGUGAGUGUGAUUCAGUUUAUAUCCCUGUUUUGCAGCAGCUGCAGAAAAGGAGGCCGGGGCACAGCUCGGGAGUGCCACUUACUGGCAGCCUGGAGCCAGGAGCCUGGCAUUCCCAGCACCAGACAAAGGCCAGUUGAUCUUUGACCCCCGCCCCCCCAGAAGCCUUGGCCCUGCCUCCGCCCGCCUUUCUUUCUUCCCUGCUGGCCUCUCCCUCUGCCCUCGCUCCUCAUUCCCUGGCUUUCCUGCUCCGACUGGCAAUUUUUCCCAACUCUUUGCCCAAACCAGUCCUUCCAUGCUGUCUUCAAGCCCUACUUCCUGCACAUCUCCCAACCCGGACAAGGAGAAUCCAAGUAAGAAGGUCCAGUGGGCUUCUGGGAGGAGGAGGAGGACAUCAUCCACGGACUCCGAGUCAAAGUCCCAGUCCGACCCCUUCCGACCCCGGUCCCGGAAACCCAGCCGGCUGACGGUGAAAAUGUCAUCUGGUUGGAAUUGUACAGUAUACAGACUUUUCAGGAUCAACCAACUUCUUCAGAGCCUGAGAUCGACCUGGAGGCUCUCAUGGAACUACCCACAGAGGAGCAGAAGACUCAGUUGGAGGCUAUUCUCCAAAACUGCCCCCGCCCCACAGAGCCUUUUAUCUCUGAGCUGCUCAGUCAACUCAAGAAACUUCAGAGACUCAGUCGACCUCAGAAAUAAGCCUUAUGAGACUAGCUUCAUCAGCCUCAGCACUGCCCAGUCUGCCCUGAACCCCUGGAUCCUCGGCUGGGUGGGAAACAGCUCCUUGGGACCCAGACGAGGAACAUGGAGAAUGAGGAGGGACAUUUGAACACCACUGUCUAUGUGCAGUCACAGCUGGCUCCUGUCAGCUGCACUGUCUGGGAGCCAGUCAUGGCUGUUGCCCAGUGCUUUCCCAUCAGCCAAAUGGAUAAAACCUUCAGGAGCCCCA